Molecule: messenger RNA, 4308 nt
Organism: Ostrinia furnacalis (Asian corn borer)
Lineage: Eukaryota; Metazoa; Arthropoda; Insecta; Lepidoptera; Crambidae
Exons: 21
Biological process (GO): apoptotic DNA fragmentation
Cellular component (GO): mitochondrial inner membrane; nucleus
Molecular function (GO): nucleic acid binding; RNA endonuclease activity; single-stranded DNA endonuclease activity
Source: RefSeq, a predicted model, not a curated record
CAGAUAAUGAUGACAAUCAGUCCUGACUACACUGAAGGUGUAGUCAAAGUGACGGUAGCAUCAGUACGUAGUGACAACGAUGCGUACGCUGGUGAUCUUCGCCUGCGCCGUGCUGGCCGUGAUGGCUAUGCCGGCAGACCUGCCCGAGCCCGGAGAACUCGCGCUGAUGCUCAACGAGGAGGACUUCGAGGACUACCUCGACGAGUGGCUGGCCAAGGAAGAGCCCAACUGGGUCAACCUCACCCUUGCUGAUGAACAGAGAAACGGCCGCAGCGGAUGCACGUUCCGCGUAAACGGUGAUCUUGGGCAGCCUCAGCCGGUGUACAUCCGCCGUAACCAGCUGUUGAUGCCAUCUGGCAACACUGGUCAGAUCUUCGUCAACACUGGUGAGCAGAUCCGCAUCGCCUGCACCGGCUCCGGCCGUACCAUCCAGCAUCCCAACAUCAACGCCAACGUAGCUGUUGCUACAGCUACGUGUGUUAGCGGGAACACUGUCUCCGGCAGUGGCUGGUUGCGAGCCAACGGUGCCUUCGGAGGGCUCACAUGUUCCGCACACGCUUUCCAUGAGGCUCAGAACACCAACGACAGGUGUUUCAACAACCAUGCUGUUAUCCGAGUUGGAUUCAUCGUUGACAACGUUUUCCACACCUGGUACAGGUCUUGCUUCGACCCCGUUCGUUUAGAAGUUUUGUACGUGUGGUACGACCAAACUGCAGCCUAUGCCGUCCAUCAAACUGGCGUCGAUCGUCCUAGCUGGCUAGCUGGCAGCUUCUUCCCUGGCAUUGGAAUCAACAACCUAUACACCCAAGUCCAACAGAAGGCACGAAUAGCCACGAUCGUUGGUCAAGCUUUGGCUGAUCGAUAUGUGACGGCCACUCAAUUCUUGGCACGUGGUCACCUAGCCGCCAAGAGUGACUUCCCAUUCGCCACCGCCCAGCGUGCCACUUUCUACUUCAUCAAUGCCGCUCCCCAGUGGCAGCCAUUCAAUGCUGGAAACUGGAACUCCCUUGAACAGAAUCUCCGUGCCCGCAUCGGUCAAGCCAACUACAAUACUGUAAUCUACACCGGCACUUUCGGUGUGUCUCAGCUCCGCGAUGCUAGCAAUCGUCUCCAAGACAUAUUCUUACACCAAACCGGCAACACUCGUCAGCUUCCUGUACCUCUGUAUUAUUACAAGGUGGCAUACGACGCGGGCCGCCGUCUUGGCACUGCUUUCAUCAGCAUCAACAACCCCUACUACACGACGGCCGAGGUCCGCAGCCUGCAGUUCUGCACGGACCGCUGCCGCAACAACAACGCCUUCAGCUGGCUCCGCUGGCAGCCCGACCGCAUCGACAUCGGCUACAGUUUCUGCUGCACCAUCGCCGACUUCAGAAGAGUCAUUACCCACAUUCCUAACUGGACCGUAGUUGGUUUGCUUACAAACGGAGUCGCAACGAUGCGUUCGCUGGUGAUCCUCGCCUGCUUUGUGCUGGCCGCGGCGGCCAUGCCGGCGGACCUGCCCGCGCCGGGGGAGCUGGCGCUAAUGUUCAAUGAGGAGGACUUCGAGGACUACCUCGACGAGUGGCUGGCCAAGGAAGAGCCCAAAUGGAUCAACGUCACCCUUGCUGAAAACCUGAGAAACGCCCGAAGUGGAUGCACGUUCCGAGUGAAUGGCGAUCUUGGGCAGCCACAACCGGUGUACAUCUACCGCAACGAGUUCCUGAUGCCGACCGGCAACACUGGCGAGAUACAUGUCAACACUGGAGAUGAAAUCCGCAUCGCCUGCACCGGCUCCGGCCGAACCAUCGUGCAUCCUCAACUCAGUACUACCGUAUCGACCGCUACGGCUACAUGUGUCAGCGACAACAUAAUCUCUGGAAGUGGCUGGUUGGGAGCCAAUGGUGCCUUCGGCGACCUCACAUGUUCCUCAAACGCAUACCAUGAGGCUCAGUACACUGGUGAAACAUGUUUCAACAACAAUCUAGUCAUUCGAGUUGGUUUUAUCGUCGACGACGUGUUCCACACCUGGUACAGGUCUUGCUUCGACCCCGUUCGCUUAGAAGUUCUAUACGUGUGGUACGAACAGACUGCUGCCUAUGCCGUCCACCAGACUGGCGUGGCCCGUCCUAGCUGGCUAGUUGGUGGCUUUUUCCCCGGCGUUGGAAUUAACAACCUCUACACUCAAGUUCAACAAAAGGCGCAAAUCGCCAGCAUUGUAGGAGAUACUUUAGCUGAUCAAUACGUGACUGCCACCCAAUUCUUGGCACGCGGUCACCUCGCAGCCAAGAGUGAUUUCCCACUGGCCACUGGUCAGCGAGCCUCUUUCUACUUCAUCAAUGCCGCUCCCCAAUGGCAGCCAUUCAACGCUGGAAACUGGAACUUCCUUGAACAGGAUCUUCGUGCUCGCAUCGGACAAGCGAACUACAAUGCAAUGAUCUACACCGGCACUUUCGGUGUGUCUCAGCUCCGCGAUGCCAACAAUGUUCUCCAAGAUAUAUACCUGCGUGACGUCGGAGUCAGUCCUCAACUGCCUGUACCUCUCUACUUUUACAAGGUUGCAUACGACGCGGGUCGCCGCCUCGGGACGGUGUUCAUCAGCAUCAACAACCCCUACUACACGGCGGCCGAGGUCCGCAGCCUGCAGUUCUGCACGGACCGCUGCCGCAACAACAACGCCUUCAGCUGGCUCCGCUGGCAGCCCGACCGCAUCGACAUUGGCUACAGCUUCUGCUGCACCGUCGCCGACUUCAGAAGAGUCAUUCCUCACAUCCCAGACUUCGAUGUCAUCGGUUUACUGUCAUAUCAGUACAUAGUGACGAUGCGUUCGCUGGUGAUCCUCGCCUGCUUUGUCCUGGCCGCGGUGGCCAUGCCAGCGGAGUUGCCACCCGGGGAGCUGGCGCUGAUGCUCAACGAGGAGGACUUCGAGGACUACCUCGACAAGUGGCUGGCCAAGGAGGAGCCCAACUGGAUCAACGUCACCCUUGCUGAUGAACAGAGGAACGCCCGAAGUGGGUGCACGUUCCGAGUUAAUGGCGAUCUUGGGCAGCCCCAACCGGUGUACAUCUACCGCGAUCAGUUAUUGUUGCCUACUGGCAACUCUGGUCAGAUGCUUGUCAACACCGGUGAGUAGAUCCGCAUCGCCUGCACCGGCUCCGGCCGCACUAUCCAGCAUCCAAACAUCAACGCUAACGUGGCGGUCGCUACGGCUACGUGUGUAAGUGAUAACAUCGUCUCUGGUAGCGGUUGGUUGUCAGCCAACGGUGCUUUCGGCGGGCUAACAUGUUCUGCACACGCCUUCCACGAGGCUGAGUACACUGGUGAAACAUGUUUCAACAAUAAUCUUGUCAUCCGGGUUGGAUUCAUCGUCGACAACGUUUUCCACACCUGGUACAGAUCUUGCUUCGACCCCGUACGUUUAGAAGUUCUUUACGUAUGGUACGACCAGACUGCAGCCUAUGCCGUCCACCAGACUGGCGUCGACCGUCCUAGUUGGCUUGCUGGCAGCUUUUUCCCUGGCGUUGGAAUCAACAACCUCUACACUCAAGUUCAACAAAAGGCGCAAAUCGCCAGCAUUGUAGGAGAGACUUUAGCUGAUCAAUACGUGACUGCCACCCAAUUCUUGGCACGUGGUCACCUCGCAGCCAAGAGCGAUUUCCCAUUGGCCACCGGACAGCGGGCCACUUUCUACUUCAUCAAUGCCGCUCCCCAGUGGCAGCCAUUCAACGCUGGAAACUGGAACUUCCUUGAACAGGAUCUUCGUGCUCGCAUCGGUCAAGCCAACUACAAUGCCAUCAUCUACACCGGCACUUUCGGUGUGUCUCAGCUCCGCGAUGCUAACAAUGUACUCCAAGAUAUAUACUUGCGUGAUAAUGGAGGCAGUCGUCAACUGCCUGUGCCUCUCUACUAUUACAAGGUUGCAUACGACGCAGGCCGCCGCCUUGGCACUGCUUUCAUCAGCAUCAAUAACCCCUACUACACGGCGGCCGAGGUCCGCAGCCUGCAGUUCUGCACGGACCGCUGCCGCAACAACAACGCCUUCAGCUGGCUCAGCUGGCAGCCCGACCGUAUUGACAUCGGCUAUAGCUUCUGCUGCACAAUCGCCGACUUCAGAAGAGUCAUUACUCACAUACCAGACUUUGACGUCAUCGGCUUACUGUCAUAAGAGAACUAAAACAACUUUUAGACCUGUGAAGUGGAGUGGAGUGUAGUGUUUCUUAACAGAAGUGAGUUCAAUCGAAUUACGUCACAGAUAAUAUCAACAUUCUAACUCUAAGUAGGUACCUAUUGGUUUUUAAGAUUGCUUGUUGAUAGCAUCUUAAAUACAAA